Molecule: messenger RNA, 2267 nt
Organism: Lutzomyia longipalpis
Lineage: Eukaryota; Metazoa; Arthropoda; Insecta; Diptera; Psychodidae
Product: lipoma-preferred partner homolog
Exons: 4
Coding region: 346-1863 (505 amino acids)
Biological process (GO): cell-cell adhesion
Cellular component (GO): focal adhesion; stress fiber
Source: RefSeq, a predicted model, not a curated record
AAAUGAAAAUUCUUUGAGAAUGAGAAAAGUCGUUACAUGGGAGGUGAUUGUGCUUGAAAAUGGCGGCAAUUGUGACCCUCUAGCGGAUUCCCUGGCCACACUGGCCAGAUAUUCCGAAGUAGCUCGCGAGCAGGUUGAGCAUUUAUUGUUGAAAAAAUAUUCUUUUAGUUACUUUUCCGCGAUGAAUUUGACUGAAUUUGCACAUUUUAUCGCGUGACACCAUUUCCCGAAUAUCAUGAGAUCAUCGUGAGGUGCUUUCUGCAGACGUGCUUUGUGCGAAGACUUGAAGAAAAGUGUCCACAUAAUUGACGCAAAAAUUCGUCAUCGACCGGAAUUUCCCACAAGAUGAAUGGUUUGAAUGAGAAAUUGCAGCAAUUAAAAUUAAAGGGUGAGCAGGAGAAGAGUCCCAAGAGGGUGGGACCACCCAUUCCCCCCAAACCGAAACACCCUAAUCCCAAUUCGAUUGUGGCUGAAGGGGGUGGAAAUCGACAGGGGGUGCAACCAAUUUAUGACAAUGUGAGUCAAAUUAAUACUCUGGAUAAUUCCCUUGUGCUGGAGCAGCAACUGGCUGCACUUGAGCAUCACAAACAAUCACUGGAAGCGCAAAAAUACAGAACUGUCACACCCAGUCCUGGUCCCGAAAAACCAUCCGCCGUUGCUGCGCGCACAGCAGAUGGGGGACUCGUGUACAGCAACAUUGUUCACACAAGAAGCGGAAGUGGACGCGAGGAGAAGAAUGUCUACUCCAACAUUCCCUACAAUCGUUCCACAUCCGAUGACUUUCCGCCACCGCCACCCAUUGAGCUCAACCCAGAUCCCAAUCAUGAGUACACGAGGCAUGUGUCGUCGGAGGAUGAGCUGCCGCCACCACCGAGCCCCGUAAGCUCAUCAUACAGCGAACUACGACGUGCCAUUGAUAGUGGGUACCCCACAAUGGCCACGUAUGCCGGCAUCCAUCCAGCUCACGUGGAGCAGAAUCACAGCAACUUUGCGGGCAUCUAUCAGAAUGAAUAUGGGGCCUAUGCUCCCAUCUCUCAGAAUUCUUCAACUUAUGAAUCAAUCUACGAACCAAUAAAUCCUCGUCCAGCUAGUGAAAUGUCCUCUCGCUCAAAUUAUUCCCUCUAUACGCCGUAUGGGAGUCGCGAGGCUGGUGGGGCUCAUCAUGGGGGCUACAAAGGUGUCCCGAAGGAGGCGGAAGUGGAUGUUCUCACGGAGAUGCUGGUGCAAUCGCUCGAUGGGCAUGCAGAUGCCGACAGCUAUGGGAUUUGCGUCAAGUGCGGCGAUCGCGUGAUUGGGGAGAAUUCCGGGUGCACAGCUAUGAAUCAGAUCUAUCACAUUGAGUGCUUCACGUGCUGCCAGUGUCAGAUUAAUUUGCAAGGAAAACCCUUCUAUGCGGUCGAGGAUAAGCCCUACUGUGAGGAUGAUUAUCUCAAUACCCUCGAGAAGUGCUCUGUGUGCGUUAAGCCCAUUCUUGAAAGGAUUCUCCGUGCCACGGGCAAGCCCUACCAUCCAGGCUGCUUCUGCUGCAUUGUCUGCGGCAAGAGUCUCGAUGGGAUCCCCUUUACAGUUGAUGCCACAAAUCAAAUUCAUUGCAUUGAGGAUUUUCAUAAAAAAUUCGCCCCUCGGUGCUGUGUGUGCAAAUUGCCAAUAAUGCCAGAGCCUGGGAAGGAGGAGACAGUUCGCGUUGUUGCCCUGGACCGAAGUUUCCAUCCAUCGUGCUACAAAUGCGAAGAUUGUGGGUUGCUGCUGUCAUCAGAGGCAGAAGGACGUGGCUGCUACCCCCUCGAUGAUCAUGUUCUGUGCAAGAGCUGCAAUGCCAAAAGAGUUCAGGCGCUUACGAGUCACAUGUCCACUGAACUAUGAAGGAUUUUUCCAACGGUAAGCUAUGGCCAUAUGAAGGAAGAAAAACUAUUAUAUAGCAUAUUCUGCAAGAAACUGCAGAAAAUAGUUCUUCGCUGUUUUAUGUUUUAUUUUUUUUUUCAAAGUUGUUCAUUUUGUUAAAAUGUUGUGCGAUGAGGUGAAAUUUUUAGCUCCAUAUUUUAGCCAUAAAUUGGGCAUUUUUUGGGGGAAGAAAAACAAUAAAAAAAUAAAUAAAUGUCUCGUAGAAAAUAUUACAUUCCAUAAAUGCUGGAUACAUUCUCUCAUUAAGUGUGAAGAAAACACAUUAAAUAAAGAAAAGUCUUUUGUAACAAUAAUGAAAUUUUGCAAUAUUUGUACUCGUGUUUGUACUUAAAUAAAAAAAACUUAAUCCAAUAAAAUGCUAAAAA